AAGAAAGAUCUGCAGCAUCUCUGUAGCAAACGGGGGACUUUCAGCGCUCACAAACAAACACCCCCUACACGAAGACAUUCCGGAUGUCUGCGCGGCUCAGUCUCAUCUUUCACUCUUUUCUCUGGACUCUCCGCUUCCUCCCCUCCGCAGUUUGACGGAGUCUCUGUCGGGCUGAUGUCUCUGUCAGCUGCCGGGCCUCGUGUUUGCGCUGCGGAGGAUGAGCGGUGAUUUCCCGAAGCUCGGCGGCGGCUGCACGCCUCCGGAGCCCGCGGAGGAGCAGAUGUUCUGACGGAAACUUUUUCUCCUCGGAUGGAAGGAAGACGCUCGGAGACAAAGCGGCCGCCGCGCCGCGGGGCGGAUUUUCACUCUCUGUUGACAAUGGAGGAGCCCUGACUUUGACACUGAGCAGCACAAUGUCUUGGGGGGAGUUCAUUGAGCUCCGUGACCUGAGGUCGAGAGAGCAGAUAGAGCUGACAGGCACGCGGUCGCCGUGCUCACCUCCCCGCCUGGAGAGGACAAACGCCUUAAGGAUCAGUCCGGGAAAGGUCCCAGAGCUGCUGAGCCGAGUGGGCAUCAUCAGGGUCCUGAGCAGCGCCGCUGACCCCCAGAUCCCCGAGGAGAAAGGAGAGGGACACGACUUCCAACCCUGCAGCCACGCUCAGCCCACAUGGUGUGACCUGUGUGGAGAAUUCAUCUGGGGCCUUUACAAGCAGAGCCUGCAGUGUGUCAACUGCAAAUUCACAUGCCACUACCGCUGCCGCGCCCUGAUUCAGCUGGACUGCAGCUCGGAGCACAGCAGCGCGGCGGAUUACAUUGGAGUGGUGGAGCACGCCAUUGAGACAGACACAAAUGUGGACGAGCAAACCGAAUGGGGAAAGCAGGAGUUGACGAGUGCUGAAAUCCAACAGAAAGUGAAGGAGUACAACGCUCAGAUCAACAGCAAUCUGUUCAUGAAUAUGAACAAGGAUGGGUCCUACACUGGCUUCAUAAAGGUGCAGUUCAAACUGGCGAGACCCGUAUCCGUUCCAGCUCCAAAGAAAGGAAGCCAAGAGGCUGGAGGGAGGAGGGCCAGUGGUGUGAAACGCCGUACCUCCUUCUACCUUCCAAAGGACGCCUCCAAAUAUCUGCACAUAAGCUCACGCACCUCUGCCCGGGAGGUUAUCGAGGCUUUGCUGAAAAAGUUUACAGUCGUGGACAAUCCUGGCAAGUUUGCCCUGUUUGAGCGCAGCGAGCGUCAUGAUCAAGUUUAUAUCCGUAAGCUGUCUGAUGAGGAGCGCCCGCUGCGUUUGCGUCUGUGUUCUGGGCCCAGUGAGAAAGUCCUCAGCUUUGUGCUUAAGGAGAACGAAACUGGUGAAGUCAAUUGGCAUGCCUUCUCCAUGCCAGAGCUGAAGAACUUUCUGCUCAUCCUGCAGCGUGAAGAGGAGGAGCACGUCAAGCAGAUCAUCCAGAGAUAUGCUCUAGCCCGCGCCAAGAUGCGUGAAGCUCUCGCUGGCUCUACUCCGGGCUGAUUCUAACUUAAGCGUGGCGGUCAACGUGCGCAUCUUGGCUGGGCUAACCAGCCGUUGCUGCAUGUCACGAUCCCAGAAAAAUGAAUCGUAAGAAAACGCCUCUUCGACGAGCGAGAGAGUGAUCGGGCCCGAGACAGUGAGAAAGCGCUAGCGCGAAUGUGCGUGUGAAGUGGUGCGAUAAAUGAGGAGUGCCGUACACCUGGAGAGUCUGAUGUGCCUGAGAGAAUGAGUUGAGUGGACCGGAGGCUAUGACAUGACGGUCGUAUCCAGCUCUGUCUUUACAAGCGGAUGCAUUGUGAUUAUCCUUUAGCUCAGCUGUUUACCACACUUAAAAGAUUUGAGGGUUAAGUGGAUUUUGAUAUCAAACAUUCACACAAACAUCUUAUUUCCAUACAUCAAUGCAGUAAGUAUUGGUGUUGAUUAUAGGUAAUUUUUCUAAGUUAUACAAUCAAUUAAAUCUAACAUUCCUCCCCUUUGCAAACAGGUUUUUAACAGCCUUUUUGUUAUAAUUUUUUUUCCUAAAAUCCCAUAGAUAUUUAUUGCUGAGAGGAAUCAGGAUUUUCACUUGACCAAAGCUCAUACGUCUGCCGAGUCCACUUUACACCCCCGAUGGGUGCAACUCUUUAUUUUCACUUCGUGGGUAUGACUGUAUGGACAUUUGUAUGCAAUUAUGAAUGUCAGAGUGGUGGAGAAAAAGAAGCUGUUGACUGGAAACCUAAAUGAGUAAUGCAAUAAUUGUUUCACUGGACUUUGCUUAUCAUUCCUGUUCUUGUUUUUCUUCAUCUGCUUUAACCAAAUGUUUCUGUUUUUACUAUCCCUGAAUUCAAUGCACAAAUAAAACUAAAGUAAUACUCUUAAA
Molecule: messenger RNA, 2367 nt
Organism: Oryzias melastigma (Indian medaka)
Lineage: Eukaryota; Metazoa; Chordata; Actinopteri; Beloniformes; Adrianichthyidae
Product: ras association domain-containing protein 1
Exons: 7
Coding region: 414-1508 (364 amino acids)
Biological process (GO): Ras protein signal transduction
Cellular component (GO): microtubule cytoskeleton; nucleus
Source: RefSeq, a predicted model, not a curated record